Molecule: messenger RNA, 1526 nt
Organism: Aspergillus ochraceoroseus IBT 24754
Lineage: Eukaryota; Fungi; Ascomycota; Eurotiomycetes; Eurotiales; Aspergillaceae
Exons: 2
Coding region: 304-1197 (297 amino acids)
Source: RefSeq, a predicted model, not a curated record
UCUUCAACCCCCGAUAUUAGCAAUGUCUUCAUACUUCUCCGGAGCAACUUCAGGAAGCAGCUCCUACACACAUUCCAUGAGCAGCGGUGAUUCAGAUUGGUCCCAUCCGAGGUUAGCUCCAAUGGGCAUCUUCCUCAUAUCCCUUUCCCUGUCUCCCCGUUCCCUCUGAUUGAUUGUGUACAUUGAGAGAGGCUCACCUUGUACCUUAGUAUCAUUCCUCGUCAGCCACCAAUCUACGGGACGUCAACUGAAGGUCCCGUGAUUUAUCACCAAAGCGCAAAACCAUUCUCCCCCCCAGCCCGGAUGGAUACAGGACCCGUCGAGACCCAAAUUGCUUCUUCUCGGCCCCCGAAGCUUGUGUCAUCAGAUUUUGACUUUUCCAUGCCCCAGGGCGCCAUUCCGGUAUCCUCAAUCUCCCCUGGGAAUAUCACGGUAUCUCCAAGGGGACCGCUGCCACACCCAUCGGCUGUGUACCGCGAGUUCAAACACCCUGCGCACCUCCCGGUUGAUUCUCUGAGGCGGGACUAUGAUUACGUGCAGCCCCUGGAGAAUGCGGAAUAUCUGAUCGAAAGGAAAGGCCGUCGUGCAAGCGACAAGUACAAAAACAACGUUCGACAUCAUUCCCAGAGACGCCCGGCGAACCGGGACGAGUUUGAUGGGCCUCAUCAGUUUUUAGAAGCCCCGUCACCCCGCAUGGUCGCAGAUCAAGGGCGGGAUCUACCUCAUCUUCCUACUAAUCUUGAUGUCUCAGAGCAAGAUCGAAUCCUGGCUUCUGUAAAUGAUCGCCUCUCUCAAUGUGCCUUUGACUUUGUUGCAAAGUACCGAUUUCCCAUUCCAUUGGAGCCAGACAAGAGACAGGUGAGGGUUCCAUCGGACCGUGAAUGGACUGAAUGGGUAUACCUCCUACGGAGACUAGCUACGAAGCGCCGUAUCCCCGCCAGGGUUUUGUAUAAUUGCCAGAUUAAACAACUGGUUACGGUGUUGGAGAAUUCUCUUGAAAUGAGACAUGCCGCUAAGCAUCAGUCUCGCCCCAUUAAGGAUGACCGAAAUGUCCUCCAGCUUAUAUCUGCCGGUACGCAGGUGGCUAAAAUUCUCAAGGAUGCCAGUGCCAUGGAGUACCUUGAUCGUCUGUACCUUGACACGGAGAAACGCAUCCAGGACCGUCGUAACCGUCGGGUCAAGUUUGCCACCCCUUGAAGGGGAGAUGGCUUUAUUUUUUUUAUUUUUUUUCCCGUUGAUUUUGACACUCCCUGAGGAAGAUGAUGCCUCUUCAAGCAUGGCUAAUAUUUAUCCUACGACCCAACCAUUAAUUGGAUUCCUUCUCGUCCCACACUAUUAUGGGGUAUAUCCAAAUUAUCCCAGGUAUAUCCACUUCCAGGAAGGAAUUUUAUCCACGGAGCGCACAUAUAUAUUGCUAUGCCUUUGGUUAUACGGAUCCGCGUCCCGCAAUUAAUUGGAAUAUAAGUCCCCAGGUGUCUUCCCCCAGGAUCUAUCUCUAAGUUGGGGAGCCCUCCCCGUGGUCCCGG